Molecule: messenger RNA, 582 nt
Organism: Stegastes partitus (bicolor damselfish)
Lineage: Eukaryota; Metazoa; Chordata; Actinopteri; Pomacentridae
Product: TMF1 regulated nuclear protein 1
Exons: 1
Coding region: 1-582 (193 amino acids)
Biological process (GO): regulation of cell population proliferation
Cellular component (GO): nucleus
Molecular function (GO): DNA binding
Source: RefSeq, a predicted model, not a curated record
AUGGCAGCAGCUAUUAAAAGCACGGACUCGCAUCCUGAUCUCCACCCACUGGACUCGUCACCUCCAUCAUCACCAUCUUCUCCCCCUCUCCCUCCAUUAGCCAUGCCAGCUUCUACAUCUGCCACGGCUCUCCUGGCACUGGCAUGUCCAACCACCAGGCGAUCCAUUUCGAUGGGAGACUUCCGGAGGGUGACAGGGGCGUUACCAGCUGGUUCUGAACCCCCAUCCACGUCCGCCACUGCCCCCUCUUCCAAACUCGUCACCCCCAGCUCCAGCAUGGAGUUCGAGGCGGCCCGAAGGCGCCUCCUGGAGGUGGAGGAGCGUCAACGUGUCAUCAGAGAGAUGGAGCGUCGGCUGGAGGAGCUCAGGGAGGUGUUUGUGCGCUCGGAGCAGGAGGUGGUGGUUCAUGGGGAGCUGGUGUCGCGGAUAUCUAGUGCAGCCCAGCAGGGGGAGCUGUACGUGGCAGAGAACAGCCAACGGCUGAAGAAAGGCAUGAGGUUCAAGAAACACCGACCCACCAUCGUCUUUUCCUCCAUGCUUGGACUUCGCACAUGCCUCCCCUGGCCUGUGAAGCUCAAAUAA